AUGGAUGCUCCGAUGACAUCAACGGCUGUAAAACCUGACGAACAGGUUAUGAGCGCCCAACCCGCUGAAGGCGAUGGGAGAGCUCCGCUGCCCAAUGGUACGACCGCUGGGACUUCUGGAAGCAUGGAAGUGGAGGCGGAAACCGGAGCUCGAAGCUCAGGUCCUGUGCGUUCCACAGGAUCUGAGUUGGAGCAAGAUGCUGGUCGGGGAGAUGGAAAUGAGGGCGAGGGUGCUACUCGAGCGCCUGUCUUGCCUGGUGCUUCCACCUUGUCGGCGCAAAGUGGCAUGAGAGAAGAGAGAUGCGUGGAUGCUGAGGCAACGAGUGCUACGGUGCAGGGGCCAGAGACUCGCGCGGACAUUACUGGCCAAGCUGGUACAAGCGGAGGUGGGUCAGCUGCACCUGGUGUCGGUGUGCACGGUGGAGCAUCUUUCAGUGAACGAGGAGAUGAGUCAGUCUACCAGAUCGUACGGACCUGGAGGUGGAUUUCCAAGGCCGGGAAUACCGAACCAGCUCCCAGGCUGGGUGACAAGACUGGGGGAGUUCUUCAAAGCUCCUGCGGUGCAGUGGUUGCCGAGUCCUAUGCCAUCACCACCACGACCGAGGCUGCAAGAUCGCAGAGUGACGGAUACCUCGGGGAUGUCACAUGGACAGUGGCACCUGGCUUGGGAGAUCUGAGGGAUGCGAGUGCGAAUGGUGGUGUGAACUUGAGGUCUUCGGAAGAUAAUCAUACCACGGCGAUCCUUGAGGCACUGACGAAGAACUUGACCAACCUCCAAGAGCUACAGGUGAAGUCAAUGAGGCGCGAGAUGGACGGCGAUGAUGUUCCGGAGCAGGUGAAGACUGGGGCUGUGGCCCUUCCAAUGCUGCCUGGCCCGGACAGCGCUGAAGCAGGCAUCAUUUUUCAAGACUGGCUUGCGCAGGUGGCUGUUCCCAUGCAGGACUUGUCUUCGUCUUCAGGAAUAUGGUGGGCGGGAGUGAUCAGUUUGGUCCGGGAGUCUUACUCAAAGUGGCUUUCUGCGACCCCGCUGGAGCGCCUACAGCUUGAGCCUGCAGGUCACGAAGCCUGGACUAUGACGCGGUGGACUCGGGUCAACUCACGGGCUUGUUCAAUGAUCUUGCAGAGUUUGCAGGAAGCGAUAAGGGUGGAUUUGAUCGCACGCCGUGCGGUCCAAAGUGCUCCCCUUAUUCUCUUCAGGCUCCACACGUGCUACCAACCUGGUGGGGCGUCAGCAAGAUCGGCAGUGCUGGGAAGCUUGCAGAAUCCGGUGCACCCUUCUACCUUAGAUGAGGCCCUCACAUGGUUGCGGUCCUGGCCAAGGUGGGUUCAACGGUGCAAAGACCUCAACAUGAUGAUCCCGGACAGCACGAUCCUUGCCAAGGCGCUCACUUCGGCGACGGCGAAGUAUGUUGGGGAGAACCCGGACACUCACGUUCGCACACAGCUCCUGAGGUCGAGCCUCAGGAUUGAUGGGCAACCGGCCUUCUCCGACGUCGUGAAAUACCACCAACACUUGCAGGCGGAAGUGGAGUCUAUGGUGUCUUCCAGAGCGGUGAGCAAUAUCGAGCCGGAGGGUGAGAGCUCUCCUGCAGCCCGUUCCCAAGUUGUCACCGGUGAGCCUGUAUGGACUUUGGAGAGUUUGCUUCAGGCGGCAGCGAAGGUGGCAGGCGCCCCGCAUCCGGAGCCAAAGGCCCCGUCUAUGAACGUUAUGGCGCUGAAGAGGACGGCCGGAAGCACGGAUGAUCUGUCCAUGUUCGCGUUGGUGGACUCUGGAGCUACCCACGCUCUGCGUCGGGCGACCUCCCAGGAGGAGUGGGAUGAGGCUGAUCCGGUCACAGUGAACUUGGCUGGAGGGGAGUCAGUGGGCCUCAGGAUGAACGUUGCGGGCACGAUCCUUGUGCCGGUUUCUUCUUUGACCUCGGCGACUUCGUCAACUCCGAUUGUGCCCCUGGGAGCUCUUGUCAGCCAGUUGGGUUACACUAUGACAUGGGGAAAGUCCAAGUGCCGCCUCGAAGGACGAAACGGCGAGAUCAUCACGCUGAGGAUCCGAGAUGGAUGUCCCGAGGUGACAGAGCAGGAAGCGUUGAAGCUGAUUUCGCAGCUAGAAGACGCUCGUCUACAGGAGCUUCGCACAAGUACGGCGGAGACGCGGGCAAAAGUCAAGGCUGCGGCUGUAGCGAUGGAGAAGACGUGGUUUGAUCACCUCUUGGCCUACGUGGACGGGGAGAUCUCUUCAGAGGCUCUUAAAGCAGUGGAGACGGCUCCGUUUCUACGUGAAGUACCACGACCCUGCAAAGUUGGCCUGGCGGAACCGUUUCCUGAAGCAAAUGGUUGGCAAGCCUUAAAGGGCUUGGAGCACUUGAACAGGAGGACCAGGAAGCGAUUGUGGUCGUCAGAUCAGUGGAUCGUGCAUUUGUUUGCAGGGAAGUCGGAGAAGCGCGACCUCUACCACCUUGAGGGCCAUGGGUACGUGGUGUUGGAGUUGGAUCUCGAGCGGGGAAGAACCCACGAUCUUUUGAGGUCAGCUACGCGGCGGGCUCUCGAGUAUGGCGCGAGGAAAGGCAAGAUUGCAGGGAUCAUCGGUGGCCCCCCGCAAGGUACGUUCAUGAUCUCCCGGCACAUCGUGGGAGGCCCAGAACCUCUACGGUCCAACGACUACCCGUACGGCAACUGGGAGGGACAAUCGGACGCAGAUGUGUGGGAAGUGAACAGAGAAACCCAGUUGUUGACGAGGAUGAUCUAUCUUCAUGCGUUGUCGACGGCGGGAAGAGUAAGAUCGAGUCUCACACCGGAGUUUCGCAAGGAAGUGGCUUUUCUUCUUGAACAUCCUCGUGAUCCUCGUGGCUAUCUGAAGUAUCAAGACCCGCUGUACCCAGAUGUUGUGAGUUUCUGGAGGACGACUCUGUGGACCGAGUACGCCAUGGAAGCGGGGCUCAGCACGCAUUGUUUCGACAUGGCUGCGCUGGGCAAAGCAUUCACAAGGCAUACGACCCUCGGCACCAACCUUGCGAUGAAACACCUCAAUGGACUAAGGCUUCGGUGGCACUCAGAUGGACCGCCACCGGUGAGAGCUCCGGCGUGCGUGUGGCCAGCGGAGUUUUGGGAGCAUGUCGUUUUGGCUUUGCGAGAUUGGGUCCCGCGGAGCUUUGUGGAGGAUGGACGUGGUGCGUGGGUGGACUACGAUCCCGGAGAACUGGAAAAGGACGCCUACGAGGAGAAGGACGAUGGACUGGCAAGCGAGGCGGUGGAUCGAGGGGGUGAAGUUCCUGUACCAGAUGGAGGGGAUCAGGAUGAUGAACCGGAGCUCAAGCAAGCUCCCAGGCGAGACCACGACGAAGAUCCCGAUCUCUCGGCCCCCGAGCUUGUGAACCUCAUCUUUGCAUGUGGACCAAAGCUCGACGAUUUGGCCCCGAAGUGGCAUACGGGCUUCUAUGUGGGACUGUCGGACAGCCUGAGCAAGGGCCACUUGGUGUACAUCAAGGACGAUGAUGGUGAGCGUUUUGUUCAUACUCUUCAUGUUCGUGCAGGUGUACACGACCCCGGACCAGUUGAUGGUGAGUUUCAUGCAGAAGCCCCAGAAGGACCAGGCCGCAGAGUUCGGGGAAAGUCAGCUGGAUCGGGUAAUGUGGUAGGGGUCUCAAAAGUGGAAGUGUUCGAUGAGUCCGUGCUCAAGCAAAGAGCAGAAGCCGUUCUGAAGGAUUGGGUUUUGGAGGAAGCAGAGUCAGUUGUGAAAGAAGUGGCACGGGGGCUUCCAGAUGACGAGAAGAUCUAUGGAAUGUUUCGCCAUGGCGGAAAGCUAGGAGUCACCAAAGCCACAGUCGAGCGACCAUGGUUUGCGAGAUUGCUGAACAGGUUGUUCAAAGAGCGGGCUCCGGAUGCAGAGUUUGCGGCUGUGUAUGUGUCGAUGAACAAUGAGCGCGAGGUCCACAUCGACAAGAACAAUGCGGUUGGGGCGGUGAACUACAUCAUUCCGCUGAGUAUGCCCAGGAGAGGUGGAGAACUCUGGAUGGAGUUGCGUGAGGGAGAUGUGGUGUCGGGAAGGGUGAUUGAGUUGAUCUCCAAGGAGGGAAGGGCAAGAUAUGGUUGCGCUUUUCCGCUUCAAGAGGGGAGUGUGUUCACCUUUGACCCGCACAGACGUCAUGCUGUUCUACCAUGGAAGGGCGAGCGGAUUGUGGUAGUUGGCUAUACCCCAGGACUGCUGGAGUCGGUGCCCCGCAUUGACAAAGAGAUGUUGUGGGACCUACGAUUUCCUCUACCUCUUGAUGAUGGGGAGUCGGGUCCAGAGGUGUACAUCAAUGCGCUGUCUGUUUCCUCGGUGACGCCGCGAAAGCAAGUCGAGGAGGAGCAGGUUCCACUGAGGGGAGGAGGAUGGCAAGAAGUGAUUGAGACUUCGGAUGGCGAGUACCUCUUCAAGUGUGACGGGAUGAUCUCCAAAUCAGCCAGCAGCUCCUCAAGUUCGGCUCCGGACAAUGCGGUGGCGUCUGUUACUACCGAAAGCUGGAGUGAUUGGGAGAUGCAGUUAGUACUGAGCGAAGACCAAGGAGAAUGUCAAACUGCUCUAGUUCCCCAAGGAGCUUCGAUUACACCUUCAGUUCGAAAGACGGAAGUCACGUACACUGAGGGCGUAGAGGACAUCCUUCAAAAGCUGGACUUGCCUUUGUCAGUUGUCUACACGGUCAAUCCCAAAGAAGUCAUGCAUGUGUUUGAGAGAUGGACCGAGUCUCUGAAGAAAGAAGUGGCUUCGCUGGACCAUGCAGUUGACAAAGUGAUGUUCGAUGACCCAGGUGUUCGGGAAGAUCUUGAUUCUGGGAAAGGACAACUCAUUCCCAUGAAGGUUGUUUACACCGUGAAGCCACCAGUACAGUUGGUGGUGGAUGGCAAGAGGAUCACGUUGCUCCAAGGACGUGUUGAGCCUUCUUGGUGGUCAAUCAUGCAGGAGGGAUCGAUCUUGAUCGGGGUCCUGGUUGUCUACGUUGAUGACUUGCUCCUGUGUGCGCGGACCGAAGUCAUAAAAGAGCUUGCGGCAGCGAUCCAGGCGAUGUGGAAGACGAGUCCUCUUCAGCUUGUGACGGAAGGCGAGAUAAGGUUCCUUGGGAUUGAGAUCUCGAUGACCACCCAGGGUUUCGCUUUGUCGCAGCGAUCCUACAUUGAGGAGCUUCUUCGACUACAUGAAGUUCCGACGAGGAAGCGAGAUUUGGUCCCAGUCACGAAGGAGCUGGUGAGUUUCGUAGCCAGUGAGGAUGAAGCCCCCAACGAUGAGGGGGAAGUCCGAGCUGCUCAGCAGAUUGCCGGGGAGCUUCUUUGGGUGAGUCAGAGGACGCGGCCAGAUGUGGCGUUUGUGUGCUCUCUGAUUGGAUCGUUGGCAACACGAGCUCCGAGGAGGGCGUUGGAAAUUGGCCUGAAAACGCUGGCGUACCUACAGCGAACAAGUGGAAGGCGAUUGUUGUUUGAGGGAAGCUCCAACUACUUGACGGGGUUUGUGGACGCGUCGUUUGCCCCUGAUGCCAACCGGUCUCAUACUGGCUGGAUAAUACAGUUGGCAGGCAAUGUGGUUGCGGGGCGAUCGUCGCGCCAAUCGUGCAUCAGCCUUAGCACCGCCGAGGCGGAGCUAGAAGCAGCGGUUGAGGGCCUGGUCGCCAUCCAAGGGAUUCAGGCCGUGCUACAGGACAUUGGAGCACGAAUGUUCAACAUGCAGAUGCACUCUGACAGCACAUCGGCUUUGGCAAUUGCGCAUGGAUCAUGUAGCUGGCGCACCAGGCACCUUCGGCUAAAGAGCGCUUGGAUCAGCGAGUUGAUUGCCAAGAAUGUGGUCGAGUUCAAUCACUGCAGCGGAGAGGUUCAACCCGCUGAUAUGUUGACUAAGCCAUUGUCGUCUGCAAGGUUGAAGGCUUUGAGCUGCUUGGUCGCUCUGAUUGAUGAGAUGGAGUCGUUGUGCUCGGUGGCCUCAAGCCAGGAGGCUGUAUCUGGCGAAAGAGUGUUCGAGGAACAGGGUGUCGUAGUCUAUGGAAGUGGAGUUUCUGUAGACUAUGGUUUGGUGACGUGGAUUUUGUUUUGUUGUGCUAUCCUGGUAGCGGUGAUAGGCUGGGAAGCGGUGAAGUAUCUUGUGUGGGUGAUUUAUGAUCGGGCAUCUCCUGGUGCCAACCAACGGAGACUUCGGCGUCUACAACGGCUAAGGGAUGCUACUGCCGAGGCGAUUCAAAGGGAAGUGAGUUCUCGAGUUGGAUCGCGAGCAGAGCAGCGGGCCAGGGAUCUGAGAGAGCAUCCGAGAAGGCAACUCCCAGACCCACCUCGAGAGCAGCGAGAUGUGAAUGCUGAGGAGCGAGUGAAGCUGCUCCGGAAGCUGGCACAAGGCGUGAAGGAGACCCAUGAAGCGGCGGUCCAAACAACGGCUUUUACCCCGGUGCAUGGACCAUCUACGAGGGUUAUUUUGCGCUAUGUUCACGAGCCAGCCGAGGCUACAUAUAUUGUCCCUGACAACGAUUGCUACCAUGUCUACGAUGACUGUCAUGCUUUUCGGCACAGGGGGACGAUGCAGAGAGUCGAGAGAAGGCGACUCUGUCAGUACUGCAGCCACCGAGCUGCUGAUGAUCCAGACAAAGCAGCAGAUUAUGGCCGUGAUCUGGAAAGAGCUCGUGAGUACGAGCGAGUUUUCAACACAACGCUGCUUCAGUCGGGACAAAGUUCAAAUGUGACCCAGGCCUGA
Messenger RNA from Symbiodinium sp. CCMP2592, 6702 nucleotides. The record is from the annotation of a GenBank genome assembly. Lineage: Eukaryota; Dinophyceae; Suessiales; Symbiodiniaceae.